AGACAUAUUAUAGACAGACACAGAGGAAGAAGAGAGAGAGAGAGAGAGGGGGCUUAGAUAUCUUCCUACUCGUCGCCGCAGAGAGAGAGAGAGAGAGAGAGAGAGAGAGAGAGAGAGGGAGGAGCUUCGCUUGGUGCAGAGAGCUUCCGUCCCGCCACUAACCCUAAUUGGAUCUAUCAGUUCUGCGUGUGUGUGAGAGAGAGAGAGAGAGGCUGUCUGUGCGUGCUGGGGGAGAGAGCCCAGGGGAGGUGAUAAUGGGGAGCAAAGGCGGAGGAGGCGGCGCCGCCGGGAAUAACGGGAUUUCUACAAUCCCGGCGGGGUCCCGGAAGAUUGUGCAGAGCUUGAAGGAGAUUGUGAGCUGCUCGGAGCUGGAGAUCUACGCAGUCCUUAAGGACUGCAAUAUGGACCCCAACGAAGCCGUCAAUCGCCUCCUCACUCAAGAUCCUUUCCGCGAGGUGAAGAGUAAAAGAGAAAAGAAGAAAGAGACUAAGGAUACAAUAGAUACCAAGUCUCGUGGUGGUAAUAGCACAUCCAAUCGUGGUGCUAGGAGUGCCGCUGAUCGCUAUGCGAGUCGUGGUCGUACAAGCGUGUCAACUUCUUCUGAAUCUGCUGCAAUGCACGGAAAGCCCCUGUUUAAGAAGGAAAAUGGGGCACAUGCUUACACUGGUUCUUCAUCCUUUGCAUCUGUUGCCUUGGGAAAUAAUGGGAUUCGUCGACCUGCAUCAUACAGUGAUUCUUCACCCUUGGAAAAUAAAGUACCGUCAGGAGGAGAAAAUGAUGUAGUUUCCGGAUCAGUGCAGCCUUCGUCGGGAUUUCAAUCAACCUGGUUUGGGGUCCCAGGUCAGGUAUCUAUGGCAGAUAUAGUUAAAAUGGGUAGGCCACAAGCCAAGGUUUCAUCUGCAACACCGAACUUGCCUAAUCAUCAGCACACAGUUCCGCCUCCUUCAGCAUCUGCCUAUGACGAUUUUCAUCCUCAGGCAGAGAAUAGAUCUUCAGUAGGUUUGAAGUCCGAUCCAGUAUUCUCUACAACCCAGCAUUCUCCUGCAGAUGAUGAAUGGCCCUUAGAUGAGCAGCAGGUCCCCCCUAAUGAUGAGUGGCCUCCAUUUGAGCAAUCACAUCCUACAGUGCCCUCUGUCUUGGAGGCUCAAGGGGAAUCUAAGCUCUAUGCAGACCAAUCUAAUCUACCUAUGGAAAGAAGCAGCCAGCUUUUAGCUUCUCAAUUGGAUGGCGUUCAUCUUUCAGAUGAUGGGCCCCUUGAAAGUAAUGUGAAUCACAUCGGAGUUGCUUCAAUAUCAAACAGAAACAUAGAGGAGGAGGAUAGUCAGGAUGAUUCUCUUUUCGAUAACAAUGUCUACCAGAAUGCUACUACCUACCAGCCACAUCUCCAUACAUAUGACCAUAGUGAAGAUGAAGACGAUGUUACAGCAGUACCUGGGAACAUGCCGCAGCAACUAAGUUUGCAGAAGGAAGAAGAGGGUGUUCCCUCCGAAGAAGAUGUUCCUGCUGUUGUGAUCCCUGAUCACCUUCAGGUCCAUACUCUAGAUUGUCAACACUUGAGCUUUGGCAGUUUCGGAGCUGGCAUUGGUGCUAACUUUUCUGGGUCAGUGUCAUCUCGAUCCAUGAAGAUUAAUUUAGCUGAAGCACCUUCAGUUGCAGAUACUGCUUCAGUUUCUCAAGUGGAUGCUAGGAAACCUGAGCAUUAUGGAGACGAGCAUCUUGGGCCUUCUCCUUCCGAUGUGGAGAAUGUACAUGUCACUUCAGCAAAUGUCGCAAAUUAUGACUCUGCCCCAGUUUCACAAUCGGAGGUUUUGCAACCAGAAACCACUGAAGCUGUUCAAGGGAAUCAGUAUACGUUUACUUCUUCCGCUCAAGGUUAUAGCUAUGAAAACAGCCAGAACUUAAAUGCUGCAUUUAGUCACACACAAACAAGCUCACAAAUGCAGAACCUGGCUCUGUUUUCUAGUGUCCUGCCUGCGUAUACGGGUUCUUUACCAAGCACUUUGUUGGCAUCAACUGUUCAGACGGGGCGAGAGUCAGAUCUGCCAUACUUGCCCUUCCCUGUGACUCAGUCAAUGCCCACAAAAUUUAGCAACCCAGCUUCUUCUAUCAGCAGUUCCAUUAUUUCCAAUCCAGAGGCAUUUAGGGCUGGUGGCAUCUCGACAGCUCAGCCGACAGCACAGACACUGCCAACAGGCCCCGCUGCCCUACCCCAGCACCUUGCCAUGCACCCUUAUUCCCAGCACACCCUUCCCUUGGGGCACUUUGCGAACAUGGUCAGUUACCCUUUUCUGCCCCAGAGCUACUCCUACAUGCCCUCGGCCUUCCAGCAGGCUUUCGCUGGAAGCAGCACGUAUCCUCAGUCUUUAGCGGCAGUCCUCCCGCAGUACAAGAACAGCCUCUCUGUUAGCAGCUUGCCCCAAUCUGGGGCAAUUGCUUCAGGAUAUGGGUUUGGGAGUUCGAAUAGUAUCCCUGGGGGGAACUUUGCCCUGAAUCAGCCUGCUGCUGCCGGCGCUGCCCCUGCUGGCUCCACGAUCGGAUACGAGGAUGCUUUGAGCUCGCAGUACAAGGAUGCUACUCAUUUAUUGUCUCUUCAGCAGCAGAAUGAUAACUCGGCCAUGUGGGUCCAUGGGCCCGGUUCAAGAACGAUGCCAGCUGUCCCUGCCAGCAACUACUACAACUAUCAGGGUCAAAGUCAACAGCCUGCAGGUCUCAGGCAAGGCCAGCAGCCAUCGCAGCACUUUGGUGGGGCCCUUGGGUACCCGAACUUCUACCAGUCUGCUGGGAUGUCACUGGAACAACAGCAGCAACAGCAGCAGCAGCAUCAGCACCAGCAGCAUCAGCACCAGCAACACAUGGCUGGGGACGGGUCCCUUAUCGGGGCCCACUCACAGAGCCAGCAGCCGAAGCAGACCCCUCAGUUAUGGCAGAACACCUACUGAUCUCCUCCCUUGCCUUACUGCUCUUUCCCCUCCUCCCAUCGCCUUCCCUUCCCCGUGUUUUUUAGGGUCAAGAGUACCUAAGAAGAUCCCUACCCGAAGUGGCCCUUGACUGAAGGCACUUGUGCUAUGAAAUAAUCGAGACAUAUAACCCUUUGUGCCUUAGUUGUCGUGCCACGAGGUUGGUUUGUAUUUUACAAGUUUUCCUGCUGCCUGCCUGCUGGGCUUUUUCUAGGUUUUAACUUAGGAACCGGUGUGUGCUGCUGCUGCUGCUAACUCGCACGAAUUCAGAUUUUUCGGUCUCUCUCUCUCUUGAUCCUUCUUGUUAGUUCUGAUUGUUCUAGUUAACCUUUUUAUAUAUUGGCGUAGAGAAGUGGCAUUUGCUUUCUGUUGAGUUCA
Punica granatum (pomegranate) is the source of this 3335-nucleotide messenger RNA. Lineage: Eukaryota; Viridiplantae; Streptophyta; Magnoliopsida; Myrtales; Lythraceae. The record is from RefSeq and is a predicted model, not a curated record.